AUGAAAUUGGUUUUAUACACCAAGAUUUUCAUAGUGGAAAUAUAUUAUUGGAGAAUUGGAGAUUUAGGAUUAUUGCAACAUGCAAAUAAUACUACAGUGGAUAAAUUUUACGGAGUAAUCGCUUAUGUUGCACCAGAAAUAUUUUCUAAAAAAUCAUGUUCAAAAAAAUCCGAUAUUUAUAGUUUGGGUAUUAUUAUGUGGGAAGUUACAACAGGUUGUAGGCCAUUUGCUAACGUUGCUAACGCUCGGGCCAACAAUACAAAUUUGGCCAAAGUUGAACUCUUAUUUAUGAUCGAAAAUUCACCAAGAACAAUCAUUUUAACAAAUAUCCAAAGUAUUCACUAG
Molecule: messenger RNA, 345 nt
Organism: Funneliformis geosporum
Lineage: Eukaryota; Fungi; Glomeromycota; Glomeromycetes; Glomerales; Glomeraceae
Source: the annotation of a GenBank genome assembly